AAUCAUAGAAUGUAAAAGUCUAGAGCCACUUAUUAACAGAUUGUUUAUGGCUUAAGUAGUGUUUCCUUACAAAAUCGUUCAUGGGUCAUGGCCAUCGGGUAGUCAGUCAUUAGGCCAUGAUAAUUAAAUUAAUAGGAGUGAUUUAAUUUGAAUUCUUUUUUCUUAUGAUUUGAAAUUUGUUGUGAUGUCUAUUAAUAGGUGUUGGUGAAAGUAGCCUAAACGUUUUCGCAGUUUUCUAAGAAAUGAACUUCUUUACUUUUAAUCAUAUUUAAAGUUAUAUAUUUCAAAGUUUUGUUAAACAUCAGCAAUAUCGAUAAAUGGAUACACUGAGCUUGUAUAUAAUAACAUGGAACAUAGCGGAACAGCUACCUCCCGCCACCCUAGACCUGACGGAACUGUUGAGUUUGGACAAGAAGAAGGAUCACAUGCCUGAUUUGUACAUCAUCGGGUUACAAGAAGCGAAGGUGGAUUUGCUAACAGGACAAUGGGGAUCUGUCAUAAAGAGCACGCUGAAGCCGUACGAUUACGUAGAGAUGAACUGUGUGCGGUUACUGGGCAUUGUCAUGUAUGUGUACGCUCGGGAACGGCACAUUACCAAGAUACGCAACAUGGAAACUGCGACAACUGCCACCGGGCUGCUGGGAAUCAUUGGCAACAAAGGAGCUGCAACGUAUCGGAUGGACCUGUACGGGGUGUCAGUUUGUCUUGUUAACUGUCACCUGGCAGCACACGAUGGGAAGCUGGAGGAGAGAAUAAACAACUACAACACUAUUCUGGCCAGCCAACGCUUCAAACAGAAUCCAGAGACUUCUUCUGUCUUCUUCCAUGACUACGUGUUUUGGUUUGGAGACAUGAACUUCCGCCUGCAGGGUACGGAGAGUCCGGCGGAGCUGGCAGCGGCUGUGGUGGAGAAGAGACUGGACGAGCUUUGGGAGAAAGAUGAGUUAAGUCGAGUUCGAGCUUCUGGCGAGGCCUUCAGCGAGCUUCAAGAGGAAAGGCCGAGCUUUAGGCCGACAUACAAACAUGAGUUCGGCAAGACACAAUAUAGCAACAGUAGGCGACCAGCAUGGACGGACCGAGUGCUGUUCAAAGCGAACAAAGACGCGUACCAGAACGUGACGUUAGAUGUUGCGCAGACGAGUUACCAGAGCAUAGAGAGUUACGUUGUGAGUGACCACAAGCCUGUCUUCGCAGAGUUUAACAUCAAGGUGUUCAGUCACCACUCGGACCGGGAGGUAACAUUCCAGCCUAUAGACACCUGGUACCUGGACGAGGAGAAUACUGCCGUCUGUCAUUUGCCUUCCGAUGUCACGCCUUCGAUCUGGGAUUGGGUCGGAGUCUAUCAGGAUAACUUGUUGAAUCUGCAUGACUACAUUUCCUACAUCUACCUGCCACAUGUGCGUGACGAUAAGAGCUCCAAUGCUGGCAACAAUGUUACUCUGAGGUUUCCAGCCACCGCAGUGCGUGCACCGGGUCUCUAUCGGCUGCUGUACUUCACACGUGGUGCAAGCAGCCUACUCGGCAUCUCGGCACCGUUCAGUGCCGUCCACAGAACUGGUGAUGCCCCGAGUGCAUCAGGAAGUCCCAGUCAGCUUGCACUUCAAACCAAUCUUGGAUUUUCAGCGAGAUUUGCAAUGCUUACGGGUCUCAUUCUUAUGUUUAGUUACUAUUUUAACUUGCAACACUUCUUAUAGCCCACCUCUUUCGUGUCCGGGGCCGCUCACUAACACUGAUAUUUUUAUUUCUUAAGGAGAAUUAUUAUUUUAAAGUCCCCAGUUUCUUCCCUAGGGCUAUGCUAAUGUAGAUCAGUUACCUUUGUAUUUUGAUUAUACUGUAGUAAAAUGUGUACAAUAAUGUGCUUAGUAAAGUGGAUAUUUUCGUAGAUUAGUUUAUGGAGUAUAAAACGACGGUUAUAUUUUUCAAGUUAGAGGUUGUGGUGUAUUUUUACAUGAUCUAAACUAAUAAUAUCGUAGUGCUUUUGAAGUGCUAUUCAAGACGGACUUAGUUCAUAUAUGUCGUCCUAAAAUUAGGUGUUUAGGGUACUUAAACUGAACCGAUAGCGUUAAGGUUGAAAUACAUGAAAGCCCAAUAAAAUUAAUUUAUGUUGAAGUUAAUAGAGAUGAGAUUAGCUGAAAAGACAGAAUAUUUUGUACUUAGUUGUCAAUCAAAGUUCCCUCCUAUUACAUGUAUUAUGUAGCCCAAGUUGUUUGUUAACAGGAAUUUACUUAUCCAUUGUAAGCCGAUGGUUGUAUGAGUGUUGAAGUGUUGAUAUUGAACUUAGGUCUUGCCUAGGUCACUUAUGUUCAAAUUCCGUAUAAAUAGAAUAAUUUAUCAUUUAUUUUGAAAAAAUUUUUUAAUUUGUAAUUAAAAAAAGACAAUAUAUUUUUUUAAGUCGUAAGUUGUAGAACUUUUUUGAAUAAUAACAAAAAUUUGAUAAUUUAUAUAGAUCAGACCUAUUUUAUCUCGAAAGUAGUGUAAUAUUAUUUUUAUUAGUUUCCAAAAGAUAAUUAAUUUUUCUGUAUUAUAGAUUUCCGUUUUUAUUAAUUUAGUUUAUGUUCAACUGAGAGUAGACUUUUCCAUAAGAUUAGUUUAUGGUGGCAAAGACGGAACUACAUUAAAAGAAUAAAUAUAGUGAAAUUCUAUAUUUAAACUUUAAAAAAUCAUUGCUUAAAUUCCCAAAUCUGGAACAACUAAUUAUACUUCACAUUAAAAAUGUAUAAUAAUGCCAUCUUGAGAUAAUUGCUAUAGCUCAUAAAAUUAUAAAGACCCUUGUUAAAAUUUAUUUUAAAAUAUCACAAUCUAUUAUUAUUAAUAAAAAACACACAAAAUGAUUGUAGUUAUUAAACUGGUAUUUUGUAACACUUCUCAAUAUCUUCUGUGAAAUAUUUUAUAAAGUUUUUAUUGCUUGUUCCCUUAAGAAUAAUUCUGUUUAAUGUUAUGUUAAUGUACAGAUAAAAAUGUGAAUGUCACAUUUAUUACCUGAUUUGGUUGCCUGUGUAUUUUACUUUGUGCAAACAAUGUAGUGUUUUUUAAUUACAUUGUGCUUGAAGAAAUAAAAUAACAGGAAAAAUAUAAUAAAAUAUUGGGUUAAUCUGCAUGCCAUAGUCUUAAGUAAUACAUGUAACUGUAAUUUCAGAACACAUCAUGUUUAGAAAGUAAUGUUAAACCAAAACAAUUAGGAUAUUCCUAUAUGUUACCAAGUAAAGAAAAUAUUUGUGGUUGCAUAAUAUGAGUAUACAAGUUUAGCACAAUGUUUUGGUUGCCUCUGAUCUAUUAUUAUGUCUAAUAUUAUAUUUUCGACAAACAGUAUAUUUUGCAGUUCGUUUGUAUAAAUUUCCUAAAAUUGGAAUUUUAUACUUUUCAGUUGCAAAAAGGACCAGAUUAAAAGACAUUGGUGUUCUAAUUGUAAGUUGUUGUACUAUAGUCGAAUUAAAUAUUAACUGUUAUAAAUUUGAUCAUAAAAAAUGUAAUUUAGUACAUUUGUGUGAAUGUAACAUAUCAGCUAAGAUCUUAUAACAUCGGUGAUGAAGAUUAAUGGAAUGGUGUACAUGAAAAUUCACAAAUUGAUCUCACAGAUGAAAACGAACAAACUUUAUCUUUAAUUAAUUAGAAGUAAAUAUAUUUUAUUUGUUUGAUCAA
Messenger RNA from Homalodisca vitripennis (glassy-winged sharpshooter), 3639 nucleotides. RefSeq names its product phosphatidylinositol 4,5-bisphosphate 5-phosphatase A-like. The transcript has 10 exons. The record is from RefSeq and is a predicted model, not a curated record. Lineage: Eukaryota; Metazoa; Arthropoda; Insecta; Hemiptera; Cicadellidae. Gene Ontology annotation, biological process: phosphatidylinositol dephosphorylation. Gene Ontology annotation, molecular function: phosphatidylinositol-4,5-bisphosphate 5-phosphatase activity. The coding region runs from base 318 to 1694 and encodes 458 amino acids. Gene Ontology annotation, cellular component: ruffle; plasma membrane; cytoplasm.